AUGUCGCAUUUUACUUCUGAAUUUGAGGGAAAGAAUGAGCAUGUUCAGCUCAACCCCUCUGGGCUGAUCUACCUGAUCCAUUAUAAAGAAGAAUAUAAAAAGUCUAAGGACAAGUGUACAUUUGUGACUGACACUCCUAUGCUGAAUCAUGUAAAAAAUAUUGGUGCAUUUAUUUCUGAGGUCGCCUAUAAACAGAAACACGAUGCUACCAAAGGACUCUCGGAUUAUGCCCGCAUGAAGGAGCCACCUGUGGUCAAACACGCCAUGGAAGUCACUAAACACCAAAGUAAUAUUUCUUAUAGGAAAGAUGCGUAGGACACCCACAUGUACACUGCAGAGCUCGACAGGCCGGAUAUCAAGAAGGCAACGCAGAUCUCCAAGAUCAUAAGCAAUGCAGAAUACAAGAAAGGGCAAGGAAUAAUGAAUAAAGAGCCUGCUGUAAUUGGAAGACCAGAUUUUGAACAUGCCGUGGAAGCUUCUAAACUUUCUAGUCAAGUUAAAUAUAAAGAAAAAUUUGAAAAUGAAAUGAAGGAUAAGAAACAUCAUUACAAUCCCCUUGAAAGUGCUUCUUUUAGGCAACACCAGCUUGCGGCCACACUGGCAAGUAAUGUGAGUUACAAGAAAGACAUUGAAAAUAUGCACGAUCCGGUUUCAGAUCUCCCAAAUUGGUUGUUUUUAGACCAUGCCCUGAAAGCCAGCAAAAUGCUCAGUGGACGAGAAUAUAAAAAGCUGUUUGAGGAAAACAAAGGCACGUACCAUUUUGAUGCCGAUGCCUCGGAACACCUGCACCAUAGAGGCGUUUCCACACUUCAGAGCCAGGUUAAAUAUAAAGAAGAAUAUGAGAAGAAUAAGGGAAAGUCAAUGCUUGAAUUUGUUGAGACUCCGUCAUAUCAAGCUUCCAAGGAAGCUCAAAAGAUGCAAAGUGAGAGAGUUUACAAAGAGGAUUUUGAGAAGGAGAUUAAAGGAAGGUCCUCACUGGAUUUAGACAAGACUCCUGAAUUUUUACAUGUAAAGUACAUCACCAACCUUCUGAGGGAGAAAGAAUAUAAAAAAGAUUUGGAAAAUGAAAUAAAAGGGAGAGGAAUGGAAGUUAGUUCAGAAGUUCUUGAUAUUCAAAGAGCAAAACGAGCAUCUGAAAUAGCCAGUGAGAAAGACUACAAAAGAGACCUGGAGAUUGAAGUUAAAGGGAAAGGAAUGCAGGUCAGUCCAGACACUCUCGAAGUCCAGAGAGCUAAGCGAGCAUCCGAGAUGGCCAGCCAGAAACAGUAUAAGAAAGACUUAGAAAAUGAAAUUAAGGGAAAAGGAAUGCAAGUGAACAUGGAUAUCCCAGAUAUGCUUCGAGCCAAGAGGGCAUCUGAAAUCUACAGCCAGAAAAAGUAUAAAGGUGAAGCAGAGAAAAUGCUUUCUAACUAUUCCACCGUGGCAGAUACUCCUGAAAUUCAGAGAAUUAAGACGACUCAACGAAACAUUAGUACGGUAUUCUAUAAAAAGGAAGUAGGAGCUGGCACAGCAGUAAAAGAGACUCCAGAGAUUGAAUGAGUGAAGAAAAAUCAGCAAAAUAUUAGUUCAGACCUAUCUAGGACUCCACAUUGUGUGCAGUGGCGGGACACCGCUGUAUCCUCCCAUCUGUGGCUGUCCGCUGUCUACCAGGAACGCUGUCCUUGUUCCUCUGCACAGGUCCCUUGGCUGGCUGCCUGACAUUCCCUCAUGCUGAGACUAUGGUGAUGUGUUUCUAUCAAGAGCACUGCAGAGUUGACGGUCCCACCCCAGGUGUCACACUAGGAGGGUCAUGAUGUCCCUAAACACAACAACUGCUGAUGUGAUGCUGCAUCUUCUUGAUGGUAGUGUUUGCCAGGAUUUGCACAAGAAAUUAUUAUUUCCCAGCUCUGCUAUGGAUACCAUGGGCUGCUACUUGGAAACUACCUACGUAGACUACCCCACUUCCAACUUCUGCUCAGUCAGGGCCCUGUGCUCUACUGGAAUGUGCCUGUCUACUGUGUGCCUAAGGGGAAUUUUCUCCUUGCGUGUUGCUAUCUCUACCUCAGUGGACCAGAAAUCCCCUCUGAAUAUAAGAGUACAAUUUGCUCAAAAGAGGAUACACAAAGCUCUGGCCAGUUCAAUGCCCAAGGCAGUUGCAGUGACAACAGGAGCGUCAGGGAAAGUCAAUUUCUGAGUGAAGACUGCAUUCCCAAGGAUAAAACAGGUUGUUUCAGGAGAAAGACACCAAUUGACCACAAGUGUGUAAGAAUUCAGAACACAUGUGCACAGAGCUUCGAAAUGUGCAAAAAACUGAUAAAAGGACAACUGAAUACAGAAUUAUAGUCAGACAUUUCAAUGUCCUCACAAUUUAAUAGAAAAAUUAAACACAAUUUUUAGGGAUCAAAAGAUUGUAUUUUUUUCAGAAGAUAAUUUUUUUUAUUUAAGGAGAAAAAAGAAAAAAAAACAGAAAAAGGGUACAAGUAAUACAAAAUUUAAAAAAUAAACAGUAAGAAAUCACUAGUGAAUAGAUUACAUAUUCUCAUCUUAGAAAUAGUUGUUCAAAUUAGAAAAUUGAAGCACAUAAAGUGGACUUUCAAACAGUGAGAGUGCAAACAGUUUUGUUCAAUGAUCCAAAAAAAACCCCACUCAGUAAUAUGGCUAUCUUAUACACUUAAACAUAUAUGCAGUUAUAACCUUUAGAGCUUUUUUUUUUUUUUGUAGAAUGGCAGUUACACAGUUUGGGUUUUAUGACUCCCACAGUUCUUUUUUUUUUUUUUUUUUUUUUUUUUUGAAGAGAGUAAAACCAAAUGCGACAUAUCAGAACAGUCAGUCAAAUCAAAAGGAUG
Messenger RNA from Cavia porcellus (domestic guinea pig), 2825 nucleotides. Its product is annotated as nebulette-like. Gene Ontology annotation, molecular function: actin filament binding. NCBI's taxonomy places the organism in Eukaryota, Metazoa, Chordata, Mammalia, Rodentia, Caviidae. The transcript has 16 exons. Gene Ontology annotation, cellular component: Z disc. The record is from RefSeq and is a predicted model, not a curated record. Gene Ontology annotation, biological process: cardiac muscle thin filament assembly.